UAAUACAGCUGAGAUUCUCGAGAAUUCGUUUCUGAGAACUUAAAGCUGCUCCCUGCUCAGUUGUGAUUGUUGAUCUGGUCAGGAAGCAGCUGGCCUCUAAAGUGGCUCUCAGUUUUGCUAGCAAAGCGGGCGUAUGAUAUGCUUGUGUUACCCGGAAUUCGAUGGCCCCUACGGUUGCUGCUGCUGUUGUUUUCCGUUUGUGUGAUGGCCGAAUACUGUGACAAUGGUACAGGCGAGUGCAAGGAGCUGUCGCCGGCGGAGUGUCCGGUAAUAUUCCACAGCCUGCACUUGUUGGGAUCCGGACCGAAGUACUGCGACGAAUUCAACGAUAUCGUUUGUUGUCCCAUUCCGCUUAACCAGCAAAACGUCCAAUUUUUAGAGGGUUCAAGGCCGUCCGAGAAGCACUGUCAGGAAUACAAUGAAGCCAGGACUGCCUGCCAAUCCACACCCUUUAUUGUGGGUGGGACGAAAGCUUCUGGCCGGGAGUUCCCUUUCAUGGCGCUUAUUGGCACAAAACGAGUGAAUAGCUCUGCACCUCCAAACUGGGACUGUGGUGGGUCGCUUAUUCAUCCCAGAUUCGUACUGACAGCAGCACACUGCCUGGAGACUGACGAAACAAAGGCUGAACGAUUGGAUCCCAACUUUGAUUCGCUUAAGUUUGUAGUCCGGUUGGGAGAAUUGGACUACAACAGCACCACCGACGACGCGCGGAUACAGGACUUUCGGGUGGUGAACUACAUAAUACAUCCGGGAUACGAUGACGAGGACGAGGAGCGCGGCUUCAAAAAUGACAUAGCCUUGAUCGAACUAGACCGGAGUGCUGUAUUUACCGACCAUGUUGCGGCGGUAUGCCUUCCACUUGGCAGCGGAAAUGAGAAUUCACUGGUCACAGCCGCUGGCUGGGGAUUCACAAAGGAGGGCCUCAAGUCCUCUCAUCUGCUGAAAGUCAAUUUGCAGCGCUUCAGCGAUCAGGAUUGUCAGGAUCGGCUGCGCUUUAAAAUUGAAACCCGUACCCAGUUUUGUGCCGGAUCGAUGACCAGUGAGGCGGAUACGUGCAAUGGAGAUUCCGGCGGACCCAUUUUCGUGCAGCAUCCGCAGUAUCCGUGCCUUAAGCAAGUGAUAGGUGUUGUUUCUUACGGCUUGGUCUGUGGAUCUCAGGGUCUACCGAGUGUCUAUACGAAGGUUCAUCUUUUUACCGAAUGGAUUGAGAGCAUUGUGUGGGGCGAGUGAUCGUUUAUCGGGAGCCUUCAUUUCGUUUAAUUGUUAUUUAAAAUAUAAUCGCACAAUGAAAUCUA
Drosophila ananassae is the source of this 1295-nucleotide messenger RNA. RefSeq names its product trypsin-2. The record is from RefSeq and is a predicted model, not a curated record. Gene Ontology annotation, molecular function: serine-type endopeptidase activity. Lineage: Eukaryota; Metazoa; Arthropoda; Insecta; Diptera; Drosophilidae. Bases 139 to 1230 code for a protein of 363 amino acids. Gene Ontology annotation, biological process: proteolysis. The transcript has 3 exons.